AUGAGCACUCCUCCUGGAAAUGCAUGCAACGUUGCGGCGAUGCUCAGUCCAACGGGUUCUGGACAAAACUUUGAUAACGAUUAUUCUCAUAUUCCUGGAAAAAAUAAGUCGUCUUCAGAGAAAAUCAAUAUCUCAGAAGGGCAGGUGGUCGACGAGCCCCCUGACGGUGGUUAUGGUUGGGUUUGUACGUCAGCUGCGGCUGUCAUCAACGGUCACUCGUGGGGGUUCAACUCGGCGUAUGCCGUGUUCCUGGCAUACUACCUCGAUCAUGACACCUUCCCGAAUGCAUCACCGCUCAAAUACGCCUUUGUUGGGAGUCUGAGCCUCGCGUUUCUUCUGCUUACAUCUCCCAUCGCGACAUUAUCGGUCACAAAGUAUGGCAUCCGGCCGACUAUGCUAUGCGGCGUUGUUUUCGAAACGGCCAGUCUACUACUGGCAAGCCUUGCGUCAGAGAUUUGGCACUUAUUCUUGACGCAAGGCGUAUUGUUCGGCAUAGGUCUUGGACUCCUCUUUAUCCCGACCGCAGCUGUUGUUCCUCAAUGGUUCACGACAAAAAGAUCCCUUGCCAGCGGUAUAUCUCUGUCAGGAGCUGGCUUAGGAGGAGCUGUAUACUCUCUGGCAGCAAGUGCGAUGAUCCGUAACCUGGGUCUCCAAUGGGCGUUCCGAAUCUUGGGCGUCUUGGCCUUCUGCGUCAACACGAGUUGCACCAUCUUGAUACGCGAUCGAAAGAAGGCGACUACUUCGAAACAGUCUGUUUUCGAGAUCAGCCUUUUCAAAAGGAAGGAAUAUCUUCUACUCAUCGGCUUCAGUGCGUUCACGAUGCUGGGGUACUUCAUUCUCAUUUUCAGUCUCGCGAACUUCGCAAUGGAGAUCGGGCUACGACCGUCCGAGGCUGCUAUUAUCAGUGCUCUCUUCAACUUUGGUCAGGCCAUUGGUCGCCCUCUGAUCGGGUACUUCAGCGACGGUUUUGGGAGGAUGAAUAUGGCUGCUUUGAUGACUUUUAUCGCCGGAGUACUUUCCCUCGUCGUCUGGGUCAACGCCAGAACUUAUGGGGUCUUGAUAUUCUAUGCGAUCAGCGAAGGCUUGGUUGCCGGAAACUUCUGGGCUACAAUUGCGCCCUUGAUGGCUGAGGUUUUGGGGUUAAACCAGGUUCCUUCCGGGUUGAAUCUCAUGUGGUUGAGCAUGGUGCUACCCUCUACGUUCAGCGAGCCAAUUGCACUCCAGAUAGUCUCAGGAACCGGCAGUUAUCUUGGCGCACAACUGUUCACUGGGUUUAUGUACAUUACGGCAGCCUUUUGUAUGACUCUACUCCGGGGAUGGAAGGUGAGGUUUGAAGAGCCAGACUCACCAGCAACUGUCGAAAGCAGGAACGGCGAUGAGGAGAAGAGUCCGAGAGCUGAUUCAGGAAAUCUUCAUGAUAAGCCUCUGGUUAAAGUACAGCUGUUGGCAGUUCUUCUGGCUUGUUUGAGGUGGAAGAAGGUUUGA
Molecule: messenger RNA, 1485 nt
Organism: Colletotrichum karsti
Lineage: Eukaryota; Fungi; Ascomycota; Sordariomycetes; Glomerellales; Glomerellaceae
Product: major facilitator superfamily transporter
Exons: 1
Coding region: 1-1485 (494 amino acids)
Biological process (GO): transmembrane transport
Molecular function (GO): transmembrane transporter activity
Source: RefSeq, a predicted model, not a curated record